UUGUCGACAGCCUGCACUUCAGCUCAACUUUAGCUUACACACUAUUGUCAGGCUAUGCAUACCCCUUGAAGUCAAUUCCUUUACUCUCACCGUCUAUACCUUGUGAGAGAAUAGCCACGUCCCAUCAUCCUCAGUUCACUGGUUGCUCUUGAACCUCUUGAGAAGCCACGGCUGCCAUUAUAUACUUUCAUACCUUCUUUCUCCUCUUUGGCGCCAAGAUACCUCUCUGAAGCUCCCCCAAACGCCUCACACACUUUUCACUUUCAAAAACUUCAUUUCGUGGCAAUGCUGUCAAAAAGUCUACUGGCCUUGGCGACACUGCUCGUCUCAAGCGUGUCAGCAGAUCCUCGGGAUCUAGGAACUGUGCUCGCUGGCAACAAAGAUCUGUCCACCUACUAUUCGCUCAUCCAGAAAUAUCCGGAUGUUCUUCUCCAGCUUCCAAGCUACGCAGGCGUCACCAUCGUCGCACCUUCCAAUGAGGCCUUCAAAAACAUCCCUUAUACUGCCCUCAAUGGCAUAUGGAACCCAAAUGACAAGGCCACCACCGUGCCACUCCUGCAAUAUCACGUUCUCAUAGGAACCGUCGCAACGGCUGGUCUUAACACUGGGCCAACCUAUGUCCGGGCCACUCUUCUAAAGAGCCCUCGCUACACCAACGUGACGUUUGGUCAAAAUGUCCUCAUUGCCAAGCAGCCCGGUGACACUGUUGUCUUCACUACAAGCAUGGGCACUCGCUGCACUCUGGUCGAGGGUGAUAUUCCCUUCCAGGGCGGCCUGGUCCAGGUGGUUGACAACUUGUUGAUCCCUCCGUCACGCAUCGAGAACACGACUGAGGCAUUCGGCGUGCCCAACUUCAUGGGCAGCCUCUACGCCGCCGAUCUCAUGCCCAAGGUCUCUUAUGAGGAGAACAUUACCGUCUUUGCUCCCGUUGACAGUGCGUUUGCCGCUGUUGGUGGUUCUCUCAAGCACCUCGAUGCCAAGGCCCUUGCACGCGUCAUGGGAUACCACAUCGUGCCUGGCCAAGUUCUUGUCUCGUCGACCCUCACUAACGGCACCAGUCUCUCAACACUUGCUAAGAACCCCGCUGGCACAGCCCAAGAGUCUAUCGUCAUCCGUCAGUCCGGCAACAACAAAUACGUCAACUCGGCUCAGAUCGUCCAGCCUGACAUUCUCCUCGCCAACGGCAUUAUGCAUCUCAUCUCUAACGUCCUGAACCCAGAUGCUGAUGCUGCCAUUCCAAACCCCACCGCCGUCUCUCAAGCUCCCGUGUUUCCUGUUAGCUCGGCCCGUAACCCGUUCACCUCAGCUCUGCCUUGCACAGUGAGCUGCCCCGUUACGACGACGGCUGCAGAUACUGCCACGGAUGCAGUCGCGACAAGCACCUCUACCAGCAUAUUCACAAGCAAGAGCAAAGCAGCCGCAGGAGCCAUGGCUACGGCAAACAUCCGUGCUGCGGGAGCAGCUCUGGGUCUGCUUGGUGCGGGAAUGAUGCUGUAAAACCUUGAUGAUUUUUCUUUUUAUCAUAUAGAUGUAUACCUUUUCUUCAUACAGAAGUUGAAGAAGAUGUCAAAAAGCGGAGAGCCUUCACUGGUAUGAGUAGUAAUGAGAUGGAUUUAGACGUAAUGAGUUUGGAUAUUGUGUUUUUUCAGACCUCAGGGUCUUUUUAAUAGAAAGGGAGUAUUUCUGUUACCCAUGAAUAGUAUUGCAAUAUGAUGAC
Messenger RNA from Trichoderma virens Gv29-8, 1717 nucleotides. RefSeq lists its product as uncharacterized. NCBI's taxonomy places the organism in Eukaryota, Fungi, Ascomycota, Sordariomycetes, Hypocreales, Hypocreaceae. The record is from RefSeq and is a predicted model, not a curated record. The transcript is spliced from 3 exons. Gene Ontology annotation, cellular component: fungal-type vacuole membrane. Bases 286 to 1497 code for a protein of 403 amino acids. Gene Ontology annotation, biological process: macroautophagy.